Molecule: messenger RNA, 1884 nt
Organism: Salvia hispanica
Lineage: Eukaryota; Viridiplantae; Streptophyta; Magnoliopsida; Lamiales; Lamiaceae
Product: CBL-interacting serine/threonine-protein kinase 17-like
Biological process (GO): signal transduction; protein phosphorylation
Molecular function (GO): protein serine/threonine kinase activity; ATP binding
Source: RefSeq, a predicted model, not a curated record
CCCAAAUGGUCCAAACGAUGUCGUGUGGCCAAUAACGUCCCAACCAUUUCCGAGUCUCUCCACUCCACGCAACCCCUUUUGCCCUCAAAUUGAAUAAUCAAACAUAUCAUGUGCAUUUGUUUGGAUACGAAAGGCAUAGGGUAUAUAUGUGGCAAGAUUUGUGGCGAAUCGUAUCUACAUUUAAUUUAGGUAGCGAUAAAUAGCAGUUGGAGACGAGUCAGUCCACCAAUUUCAGCCGCAGCGAUAUCUAUCUAUCUCUAUACGCCUCAAUCCGUCGUCGUAUCGCUGCGAUCGUCCUUGAUUAUGGUAUUGCUGCACGCAGCCAGAGGAUCGGAGUCUGAAUCGGAAUCGGGAUAUAUAGGGAGGAACAGAUUGGGGAAGUACGUCGUGGGGAGGACGUUGGGAGAGGGUAACUUCGGAAAAGUCAAAUUCGCUACAAACGUUGAAUCCGGUGAGUCGUUUGCAAUCAAGGUUUUGGAGAAGAACAGAAUCUCCGGCCUCAACAUCACCGAUCAGAUAAAGAGGGAGAUUGGCACAUUGAAACUCCUCAGGCAUCCAAAUGUUGUGAGGUUACAUGAGGUCUUAGCAAGCAAGGUGAAGAUAUAUAUGGUCCUUGAAUAUGUGAAUGGUGGAGAACUUUUUGACAGAAUUGCAUCGCGAGGAAAAUAUUCCGAAGCUCAAGGCAGGAAGCUUUUUCAACAGUUAAUUGACGGUGUUGCUUACUGUCACAACAAAGGCGUAUAUCAUAGAGAUCUCAAACUAGAGAAUGUGUUGAUUGAUCAAAGUGGAGUCAUUAAGAUCACAGAUUUUGGCCUUAGUGCAUUGCCUCAACACUUUAGGGCUGAUGGUUUGUUACAUACAACUUGCGGAAGUCCAAACUAUGUUGCCCCUGAAAUUCUCUCAAACAAAGGGUACGAUGGUGCAACUUCAGAUACAUGGUCUUGCGGUGUCAUCCUGUACGUUAUACUCACAGGACACCUUCCCUUUGAUGACCGGAAUCUGGCCGUACUUUAUCAGAAGAUUUUCAAGGGAGAUGCUCAGAUGCCGAAAUGGCUUUCUUCAGGAGCCAAAAACCUAAUAAAGAGGAUACUUGAUCCCAACCCAAAUACCAGGAUAAGCAUGGACGAUAUAAAGAACCAUGAAUGGUUCAAACAGGACUAUACUCCUUUAGGUCCUGAUGAAGAAGAAGAAGAAGAAGAUUGUGCUUGCACAGAAGAAGAUAAACUAUCAUCUCUACAUGAUACAACUCCAGAAGCAGAGAGGGAUCCGGACUCGCCUUAUCUAAUCAAUGCCUUUCAGCUGAUUGGAAUGUCCGCUUGCCUUGACCUUUCUGGCUUCUUUGAGAAAGAGGUUGUUUCUGAGAGAAAAAUCAGGUUUACCUCAAAUCAUUGUCCAAAAGAAUUACUCGAGAGAAUUGAACAUACAGUUACAGAGAUGGGAUUUCAUGUCCAGAAGAAAAACGGAAAGUUGAAAGUCACGCUAGAGCUCAAAGAUCAAAAAGCACCAGCGAGUCUCUCAGUAGCUGCACAAGUUUACGAGAUAAGUCCAGCCUUUUAUGUGGUCGAGCUGCGGAAAACUUGUGGUGAUUCAACAGUGUACAGAGAGUUGUGUGCCAAACUAUCUAAUGAGUUGGGUGUAUCACAAAACCAAGUGGCAGUAUCUAAUGAAUUGGGUGCAUCAGAAAGCCAAGUGCAGAGUGGCCUACUAACAGGGGAUACCAAGAUACAAUAAGCUGCUUAAUUUGGUUGUCCCCCAUGAUUAAAUUAUUCCUUGUAGAAAAUGUAUGUAUUGCAUAAAUCUUCAAAAAUUUGUACAGAAUAAACAUGUCUUAUUCUUGUAUUAUAAACCCCAGGAGAAAAUUUGAUAAUUGCGACUUGUUUAUCA